Messenger RNA from Geodia barretti, 867 nucleotides. The record is from the annotation of a GenBank genome assembly. Lineage: Eukaryota; Metazoa; Porifera; Demospongiae; Tetractinellida; Geodiidae.
AUGACGACAUCCGCGACAGACUACGACACAAUUAUCCUGGGGGCCGGCGCCGCGGGUCUUGCAGCCGGUCUCUACACCACCCGGGCCAUGCUUAAGACGUUGAUUAUCGAGCAGCUGGGCCCCGGCGGACAGCUCCUGAUCACCGACGAGAUCGAGAACUACCCCGGCUUCCCCCGAGGGCGUGAAGGGCCAGGAACUGGCGAUGAUGAUGGAGCAGCAGACCACGCGGUAGUGCAUACCGACGACCGCACCCUCACCGCCAAGAGCCUGAUCAUCGCCACCGGCGGCUCGCACAACAAGCUGGGAGCAUCGGGCGAGGACGAGUUCUCCGGGAGAGGCGUGUCCUACUGCGCGGUCUGCGACGGCAACUUCUUCCGCGGCCAGGAUGUGGUCGUUGUUGGCGGAGGCGAUGCGGCCAUGGACGAGGGCCACUACCUGACCGGCAUCGUUAACUCCGUCACCUACAUCCACCGCCGCGAUGAACUUCGGGCCACCAAGGUGCUGCAGGAGCGGGCGUUCAACAACGACAAGGUCAAGUUCCUCUGGAGCCACGUGGUCGAGGAGUUCGUGGGCAACGAGGCCUUGGAAGCGGCGCGGGUCAAGAACCUGAAGACCGAGGAAAUUUACGACUACAACACGGCCGCGGCCUUCAUUUACGUGGGCUUCCACCCAAACACCGAGUACCUGAAGGGUCUGGUGGAAAUGGACGCGCUGGGCCACGUCUACACCGACAUUCACAUGCGGACCGGCGUCCCAGGCCUCUACGCCUGCGGCGACGCCCGCGCUGACUCCACCCGGCAGCUGGGCGCAGCCGUUGGCGACGGCAUCACCGCCGCCCUGACGGCCUACCACGACCUGCAGGAGUAG